AUGGUGGGAGGACUGACGGAAGAAGAUGAUGGCGCCGGGGUUCCGACUCCCGAUCCUACCGAGGAGCACUGGGACCUAGGCAAUAUUGAUACUGGGCGUGUAUCCCAGACCAGGCGCUCGUCUACGCUCGGACCAGGCCGUGAUGAGGGGAUCACCACGUCAACCCAGAUUCGUGAACUUGGUAAGCGGCUCGCUGAUCAGCUGGUCAAACAACAUGGCUGCUGCAGUGACUGCCACGAACAAGCUAAGAGAGAUCAUGAGGAACAGCAUGUCGAGCACUGGGGUCUGCAGCACUAUCUCCGCCAAGUGCAGGUUGGGAACCCAUACCCAGACGUUUUGAGUCGAGACGAGUUGACCAAACGAGGAGACAACCUGGCUGGCCCAACAACCGCGGCCCGGAAGAGGCAGGUAUACAAUGGAAUAUCUCCCGCGCAUGCAUCGACGUCCAGUCCGCUUCAUAUCUGUCUUGCGUCCGAAGAUGAGCCGACCGGGGUACCUUCCGUGACGUUUGACAUCGAUAGCGUUGUUGGCUUCCCCACCAGCCUGGCCGUUGCCCGACAAGGCAUCCGGUGGCAUCCAACCCAGAUGGCCGUCUCCGAUGUUCAAUCCAGUCUCCAUUUGAACUCGACUCCCGUCUCCUAUUACGAUGCCGACGGACGAGCUCAUUACAUACGGCGGCCGAUUCACCAAGUGCCCCACUAUACCUUUGGCCGGCUGGCCGGCUUUGAAGAUGUGUCCCUAUGUCUGUUACUCCCUCACCUGUAUCGGAAAGAGCAGCAGUGUAGCCGCCUUCGCGAUAACGAUUUCCGGCUCUGGAUGGACGAGAUUCUGAUCCCGGCCAUCUCACGGCACUAUCCAAACUCGGUCCUUCAGCACUAUCGAUCCAGCUACGACCACAGCCGCUCUAAUGCCACUGCGCAGGGCGUGGAGUCCCGUUCCCAACGAGUGGACCCCGUCGCUCGAGAGCAGACACUGUGGUAUCUCCUUCUUCCGGAUGCCCUUCACGAAGUAUGGAAGACGAUCUUGGAAAGGAUCAGCCGACCCGGUCUGCAUGGGUUUCGCGAUAUUCGAAUCCUUCUCCACGCGAAAAAUCUCAAGAUCAUGACCAAGGACGAUUCCUGGGAGCGCAUGACGCAACGUUUUGAAAGAAACUGGACCCAUGCGGUUGUGAGGUCCUAUACAUCUGGGGAAUUCUAUUUCGACAUUGGGAAAGAGGUGUCCCUAUCCCAUGGGGGGUAA
Messenger RNA from Penicillium maclennaniae, 1239 nucleotides. RefSeq lists its product as uncharacterized. The transcript has a single exon. NCBI's taxonomy places the organism in Eukaryota, Fungi, Ascomycota, Eurotiomycetes, Eurotiales, Aspergillaceae. Bases 1 to 1239 code for a protein of 412 amino acids. The record is from RefSeq and is a predicted model, not a curated record.